Molecule: messenger RNA, 808 nt
Organism: Symbiodinium sp. CCMP2456
Lineage: Eukaryota; Dinophyceae; Suessiales; Symbiodiniaceae
Source: the annotation of a GenBank genome assembly
AUGUGUAUAUAUAUAUAUCUCUAUCUAUCUAUAGAUAUAGGUAUAGGAAUUCGAUGUGCUCUAGGACUUCUGAGCCUCUGGAAGAUACGAGUGCAUCCGAUCACCGCUUCCAGCUUUCCAGCACAGGAUCAGGGCGGCUGUGGAUCCUGUUGGGCUGUCACUGCGGCGACAGUGCUGGAGGCCCAUCGGGAGAUCUACCAUCGCAAGAAGGAGCCCCUGUCCGCACAGCAGUUGGUCAACUGCGUGCAAAAUCCCAGGAACUGUGGUGGCUCGGGAGGAUGCAAGGGUGCGACCGUGGAGCUGGCCAUGGCAUACACGCUGAAGCAUGGGCUCUCCACAGAGGUGGAGGUGCCCUAUACUGGAACAGAUCAGGAUUGCCAGAGUGGGGCCGUGGCUACUUUGCAGUUGACCGACCAGGAUGACUUGGCUGAUGCGGGACUUCGGCGUGCCCAGGGCGAUUCACGCGGCCUCCACAGCCUUGGAAUCCAUGGCUGGGAGAAGCUUCCAGAGAACGAGUACUUGCCCCUGAUGCGCGCCCUGUAUCAUCACGGGCCGGUUGCUGUUUCUGUCAGCGCUAGCAGCUGGGAUCUCUACAUGAAUGGUAUCUUCGACUACUGCGACAAGAACGCCAUCAUCGAUCAUGCUGUUGUCCUGGUCGGCUACGGACGAGAUCAGCAGUUGGGAAAGAAGUAUUGGACGAUUCUCAAUUCCUGGGGCUCCCGCUUUGGCGAGAAAGGUAUGAUCCGCCUUCUGAGGGACGACAAGGAGGAGGAGAACUGGUGCGGUGUGGACAAUCAGCCAGAGCUAG